AUGAUAUACACACAUGUGAACCCUUCACCUACUCUUCAUCCUGUGUCAGAUUCUUCACUUAUUGGUGCCUUAACGUCAUUACAAACCAACUUUCAUUUCCUUCAUAACUUCACUAUAUACAAGUGUUCAUCUUCUUUCCUCAAGCGUUAUCCUGAUUUUUCCGCUAUGUCACAAGUCCACCGGACACCUAUGAUUGUGAAUUGGAAAUCUAUGGAAUUCAUCACUUUGAUGCCUGGUAUGGUUCAAUCAGCAUGUGAUUGUCUCAAGCAGAACGGUUCCAACUACGCCGAUUGGGAAUUUCGCAUAGUCCGAUUGAUCGAGACCACCACCGGACUUGUUGGGUACUUUGAUGGAGAUGAUGCUCACAUUUCGGACCCCCUUGGUGAUACAAUCAUUCGAAACAUGCUCGAACACUCUGUCAAAACGGAAGUCGCAAGACAACUCGUCUCAUCCGACUCAGCUAAAGCAAUCAUGACGAGAAUCCAAUCGCUCUUCAUCAAUCCAACUCUCAUGUUAUGGAAGGAUCUUUUCAAAACCAAGUAUAUUGAGGGACUCGGUGUUGAUGAGUACCUACCCAAGGUUGAGGCUAAGUUUGAUGAGCUAGAUCAACAAGGCUUCUCUUGGACAAGAGAUAGCCUCUUGGGUUUGGCAUACCAAUCAGGUCUUGGGACUUCGUUCAUCUUUGAGGUCAGCACUGCUUUGAAAACCCGUCUUCAUGAUCGACCAACAUCCUCAAUUUGUGCAAACGAAGUCAAAGAACUCAUUCGAACCAAGCACCGUGACCGUCUCUCAUCUGAUAUACCUAUUGAUCUUCUGCAUCUGCAUCUUGAUGCUCCGUCUUCCUCUCAUGAAGAUCGUUUGAAUACACAAUCAACCAAACUCCCGGUCUUGACACUUCCCAGCAACCAAGCAUCACUUGAUUCUCGCUCAAGUCCUUCAGCUCAAUCAAACUCUCCUGGACCUUCUUCAGCUCAACAAACCACCCCUCGCUUCAGGUGCUUUGGCUGUGGAGAUCCACAUCAUUGGGUAUCAUCGUGCCCUGACCGAAAACGUACACAACCUAGUCAAAAUCAAUAG
Messenger RNA from Melampsora larici-populina 98AG31, 1077 nucleotides. RefSeq lists its product as uncharacterized. Gene Ontology annotation, molecular function: nucleic acid binding; zinc ion binding. Lineage: Eukaryota; Fungi; Basidiomycota; Pucciniomycetes; Pucciniales; Melampsoraceae. The coding region runs from base 1 to 1077 and encodes 358 amino acids. The record is from RefSeq and is a predicted model, not a curated record. The transcript is spliced from 2 exons.